GUCCGAGCACACAGAGAGGACGAUGGCAAUCACAGAGUUAUUCAGAUUCAUCAACUCCUCUCUGCUCAUCAGUCACCGGCCGCUGAACGCCUCUCCGGUCGAGCAGACCGUCUACGCCGGAUGCGCACACAUGCCCAGCGUCCUCAUCUUCUACCUGGUGCUGCAGUUCAUCAACAUGUUCCUGGGCAUCCCGGCCAACAUCAUGGUUCUGUGGCUCAUCCGUAAGAAUAAGGGAGACUCGUCCACCUCAGACAUCUUCAUCAUGCAUCUGGCCGUGCUGGACACUUUCUUCUGCCUCAUUCCUCCGCUGGAACUGGCCAACAUCGUGUACCUGAACGACAGCAGCAUCUGGUUCGUCCUGCGCUUCUUCUAUGGCGUGAAAGACUCGUCGCCGCUCUUCUUGUCCUGCAUCUGUCUGGACCGAUACAUGGCCGUCUGCCAUCCCAUCACCUUCACCAAACUCAAAGACAAGCGGCAUCGCUCGGUAUGCGUCGGCGUCGUGUGGGUCGUCACUUUAGUCUACGCCUCAGCGAAGUGCACAGGAAACAUCCCUACCUUCGACAAAGCCUUCACCGCCAUGAUAGUGACGGCGUUUGCGUUCAUGCUGUUCUGUAACAUCUCCAUUCUCAGGGCCCUCAGGCGGUCGGCUCCAGGCCGAGACGAGAGGCAUCCCGUCAAGAAAAAGGCCUUUAAAAUGGUCAUCGUCAUCUUGGCCAUCAUUGUGUUUAACUACUUCCCGCCGGUGGCUCUCUUUCCGUUUCAAGAUUAUUUCUCUCCGGACGUCUUCCGCUGUUACAUCCACAACAUCGCCUUCGGCUUCAUGGACAUCAGCAGCAGCAUCCAGCCGGUUCUGUAUCUGUCACACCGUGUGCCGCCGUGCUCCUUCAGAAACACAGAAUCUGCGGAUGAUAGUGUGUUCACCGUCGACCAUUGA
Pimephales promelas (fathead minnow) is the source of this 934-nucleotide messenger RNA. Its product is annotated as uracil nucleotide/cysteinyl leukotriene receptor. Gene Ontology annotation, biological process: positive regulation of Rho protein signal transduction; phospholipase C-activating G protein-coupled receptor signaling pathway. Gene Ontology annotation, molecular function: G protein-coupled receptor activity. NCBI's taxonomy places the organism in Eukaryota, Metazoa, Chordata, Actinopteri, Cypriniformes, Leuciscidae. The record is from RefSeq and is a predicted model, not a curated record. Gene Ontology annotation, cellular component: plasma membrane.